AUGACAGAUCCCGACCCCAACCCCCCUCAAGCCCUCAUAGUCGGCAUAUCAGGCCCCUCCUCAAGCGGCAAGACAACCCUCGCCCGCCUCCUCCAACGCAUCUUCUGCGGGGUAUCUCUGGACUCAACUAAAGCCCUGAACACAUUCAUAAUUCACGAAGACGACUUCUACUACCCAGAUGACCAAAUCCCAUACACAACAACCCCCUCCGGAACCCGCAUCCAAGACUGGGACACCGUCUCAGCGAUAGACACAGCAUUCCUCUCGCAAGCGCUUUCCUACGUCCGCGAAACCGGCCACCUUCCACCCCGACUCCAAAGCAAAGAAGACCAAAACGAGAAAGGCGAGUCUGGCGUUCCGGAUUCUCUAGUUUCCGAACUACGGGAUUUAGUCGGGAAGAGACUCUCUUCUGCGUCGAAGUCGAAUGUAGGCACGAUUGCAUUCAUGGAGGGAUUCUUACUCUAUGCGCCUCCUCAAGAUGAAGGACAUGUUUUGAGGAAAGUUCACGGGGCUAUUGAUCUGCCUUUGUUUCUGCCCGCUAGUUAUGCGAACGUGAAGAGGAGGAGGGAAGGAAGGAGUGGGUAUGUUACUAUUGGAGCGGCGCCGGAGCCAGAGGAGGGGCAGGGGCUUGGGGAGAAAGGGGGCGAGGUUGAUCUUGAGGGUGAGGAUGAUCGGCCGCCGCAGAAUUUCUGGGUUGAUCCGCCUGGGUAUGUGGAUGACGUUGUGUGGCCUAGGUACGUGGAGGAUCAUGCUUGGUUGAUUGUUGCGAAGGAGGGGGAGGGAAGUUUGGUGGAGAGAGUUGGGGAUGGGUUGGAUGUUAGGAGGCAUGUUGGGGUUAGGGUUGUUCCUGGGGGUGAGGUCGGGAUGGAGACUCUUUUGAGAUGGGCUGUUGAGGAGGUUUUGGGGGCUUAUUGUUUAUAG
This is a messenger RNA of Penicillium atrosanguineum, 921 nucleotides long. RefSeq names its product ribosylnicotinamide kinase. The record is from RefSeq and is a predicted model, not a curated record. The coding region runs from base 1 to 921 and encodes 306 amino acids. The transcript is spliced from 2 exons. Lineage: Eukaryota; Fungi; Ascomycota; Eurotiomycetes; Eurotiales; Aspergillaceae. Gene Ontology annotation, cellular component: cytoplasm.